Molecule: messenger RNA, 1122 nt
Organism: Torulaspora globosa
Lineage: Eukaryota; Fungi; Ascomycota; Saccharomycetes; Saccharomycetales; Saccharomycetaceae
Gene: COQ2
Product: 4-hydroxybenzoate octaprenyltransferase
Exons: 1
Coding region: 1-1122 (373 amino acids)
Biological process (GO): ubiquinone biosynthetic process
Cellular component (GO): mitochondrial inner membrane
Molecular function (GO): 4-hydroxybenzoate polyprenyltransferase activity
Source: RefSeq, a predicted model, not a curated record
AUGCCUUUCUAUAAUAUCGUGACGCAGCCAGGCUCUCUGGCUGCGAAAAAUCUGCUCUUUAGUAGUUCUUUGGCGUGCGCUAGCGUCGCUAGACUAUGUUUCAAUCGAUCAUCACGGAACAUCACACGAUUCCAGUCGUCUGAUCGGCCGCAUCAGGCUUUCACUCCCGAGCAGUUGCAAAAAGCUCGAGAAGCUAGACUAAACGGUCUAGGACCAUUUGUGUCCAAGCUGCCUGCCAAGUGGAUCCCGUAUGCCGAACUCAUGCGGUUGGAAAAACCAGUCGGAACGUGGCUGCUGUUUCUGCCGGGCUCGUUUGCCAUCCUUAUGGCCGCGAUGGAGACGGGCACUUCGAUUGGCCAUACAGCAUGGAUGCUUGGCCUCUUCGGGGUCGGCUCGCUUGUAAUGAGAGGCGCCGGCUGUACCAUCAACGACCUGCUGGACCGCAAGCUCGACAGCUCGGUGAUCAGAUCCGUCGAGAGACCGAUUGCCUCUGGAAGGGUUUCUACCAAGCAGGCAACAGUUUUCCUGGCAGGACAGACGGCGAUCGGGAUUGGCAUCCUCAAACAGCUGCCUCCAGAUUGCUGGUGGUUGGGGCUAGCUUCGCUGCCUCUGGUGUUCACGUACCCGCUCUUCAAAAGAUUUACUUACUAUCCACAGGCUGCCCUGAGCGGUUGUUUUAAGUGGGGCGCCCUUCUCGGGUUUCCUGCUAUGGGAAUCAUCGAUUGGCCCACUAUGAUUCCGUUAUUUGCUGGCAAUUUCCUAUGGUGCAUGAUAUAUGACACGAUCUACGCACAUCAAGACAAGGCUUUCGAUGUGAAGGCUGGUAUCAAGUCGACAGCUCUGGCCUGGAAGGACAAGACAAAGCCGAUCUGCAACGUGCUGGCGACGUCCCAAAUUGCUCUGUUCGCGCUCGCAGGGAUCAACAGCGGACUGAUCCUGGGGCCAGGUUUCAUCGGAGGACUAUCGAUCUUUGCAUACAGACUAUUUACAAUGAUCAGAAAUGUUGAUCUCGAUAACCCCAAAGAUUGUUGGAGAGCGUUCACAAGCAACAUCAGAACAGGGCUUUACUUCUCGUAUGCUCUGUUUUUUGACCUAUUACUGAGAUCCUUUGGCCUUCUGUGA